CAAUCGCGCCGUCGAGAUCUCCAAAGUUGGGGGCGAAGCAGAACAAGUGACAAGUCGCAGCAUCGUCGCAUCCAAUCGGACGCGGUUUUCGUAAUUCGUAACUUCGUACAGGAGUUCGGGCGGGUCGGGUGCCGAACUAUAACCAUCGGCCAUCUUAGGGAAUUUUCGCUCCUUCCUACAGUGAUAAAGCAACGUUCAUCCAUCCGUUUUUGUUUGUCCUCCCGAGCUUACUUCCACUCACCACUCGAAUCAAUCCAGCUCGUAAUUGUCAAUAUCAAAAGUUGUUUGUGUACCCAGCUAGGUCCCCAACUGAGCAAUCAUGGAAUCAAAGACAGCAUCCCGCUCGGAGGCUAGCGGGGGGAAACGAUCGAGCGUUUUCCAGGCGAUCUUGACACCAAUUCACUUCGUGUCGUUCCUCCUAUCUCUUUACCUCGUGGACUGUCAUUAUCAUGCCAAGCGUAUCCAGGAACACUCGGAGCAAUACAAUCGUCUGCCUUCCUGGGCCUCGCCUUCAUGGUUGGAUCGAAUAGUGUUCAGCCCACAGCCGUACGGAUGGGUUGAUCGAAAGAGACGCGAAUCACAGAGAGCCGGGCCAAAUGAGGAACGUUGGUAUUACCACACCAAACAGAAGAAGCUUAUGAAGAUGGAAGCAGCAGAUGCUUUCGAGCUCCAGCGUAGCAUCCUACUUGGACUAUGUGCUGUGGUGCUCUUCUCACUAUGGGUGCUCUGGCGUCUGAGUGCUAAAUUCUGGUCCUGGACCGCAAACUGAUCCACGGAUGUUUGGGAGUAUUGCCAUCAGGGACGGUUUUUUUAUUCGGGC
Messenger RNA from Annulohypoxylon truncatum, 820 nucleotides. RefSeq lists its product as uncharacterized. NCBI's taxonomy places the organism in Eukaryota, Fungi, Ascomycota, Sordariomycetes, Xylariales, Hypoxylaceae. Bases 320 to 769 code for a protein of 149 amino acids. The record is from RefSeq and is a predicted model, not a curated record. The transcript has 2 exons.